Messenger RNA from Spirometra erinaceieuropaei, 9375 nucleotides. NCBI's taxonomy places the organism in Eukaryota, Metazoa, Platyhelminthes, Cestoda, Diphyllobothriidea, Diphyllobothriidae. The record is from the annotation of a GenBank genome assembly.
AUGCUCCUUCUUCUGUCCGGCUCGAAGUGUCUGAUCCCAAAGCCGCUGAAACUGAGUUUUCUCGAUGAGGCCGUGAGCAUCGGCGUCACGUUUAAUUGGACGACCAACGUCCCCCACUGUUUUAUAUUAAACGAAGCAAUUAAGCGUUUCAACUGGGGUCUCCGUCUCCGACAUCCACUUAUGGAAAAAUUACCCACACAUGCAUCCACUUUGGAUACACUAAUGAUUUCAAUAAAAGAUGACUGUGAUGAGCGCAUACAGGCAGUAAUGCCAAGAGAAACUAUGAAGGAAGAUUGUGAGUUGAUUCCUCUGUUUCUUUUAUACAUUAUAACUAAUGCAAUUGGAUUCCUUGCUGUGACUAAUAUUUUCAACUUUAGACACGUUGGAAAUUUCAAAUGGGACUAUUCUUAUCAGUGCAUCUGAAGUGUGGGGUGCAAUGCAUGCGCUAAACACGGUUCUACAGCUCACCUUCUCCUCUACGACUUAUAAAGUUAUAUCCUCAAAUUCUAUAAUUUAUCUACACGUCCUUCUAGGCCCUCUUGAAAGGCGUGAGAAUUGAUGAUUCGCCAAGGUUUGCGUUCCGUAGCUAUCUGAUUGACACAUCUCGACACUUUAUUUCCAUUCAAAAAAUUAGAGAUUUUAUUGUAAAUUUAAGCCUUUUUAUUCCUAUCACUAAUCCCACCUAAGGAAGCCAUGGCGUUUGUAAAGAUGAACAUAUUUCACUGGCACAUUGUUGACGAUCAUUCAUUUCCGUUUGAAUCAUCGACAUACCCAGAUCUUUCAAGGAAGGUAAGUGAAUUUUUACACACCAAGACAGUGACUUGUGUAUUUUGCAACGUUAGACGAAGUGCACAAGGCUAGAAGAGAUAACAUACCGAGUAGUAGGAUAACUGCAUCCAGAUGUUGCCUGUACUUAUUGAACUCAGUUCUCAAAAAUAGCGACGAUUUCAGGUGAUAGUAAAAGUGAUCAGGGUCAUAUUAUGCACAAUUGCUCUUCAAGUUAUGACACCGAAAAUCAACAUUAGAAUGUCAAUGGCAUUCGUUGUUUCAAAGAAUAGUUCUUCCACCUAAAGCUGCGCUUUCUUAGUAGACGCUAUAGGGGUAUUACAGUUUAGGUUUACGUAUAUGCUUUCAUGAGAGAAGAAGAACUGCCUGUCUUGUGGACUUGGAUCAUGAUACUAUAUCAAUGAAAAGUUAAAAGUAAGUUAGGGAAAGCACACUCGCCUCAAUAUUUGACGCCUGUGUGAUUCACAAAAAGACUCUGUUUCAUCCACUCAGCGUUCUCAGAGUCGUUGAGAGUAAUAAAUUAAAGUAAUUUUCGGGUUGCAAAAAUCCGAACGAAAAUUGUUUCAUUAACUACCGAAACUGUUGCCAGCAAAUGUCGGUUCUCGAUAUAUGGCCAAUUAAAUAACUGAUAGAUAGGAGUCCAUGUGAUCUCCCGAGAUAAUUUCUAGAUAAGUCAUCGUAUCAACUAAUGCUUUAUAUCUAUCUUUUCGAUUUAGGGUGCUUAUGACCCGUCUGCUGCUGUAUAUACAUUCGACGAUGUGCAGGGGGUUAUAGAAUUUGCGAGACUGCGUGGAAUACGCGUGAUGCCGGAGUUCGAUACACCAGGUACGCAAAAAGUUAUAUACUGAAUUCCCACGGUGCGGAUAAGCUUGUGAGUUAAAUUAAUUGUAAAUUGAGUAUUAACUGUAAUCAUCCGUAUGCUUUCACACGGACCCGCCUUAAGGGUGGGAGCAGAAGGCUGGUGGAUAGGCCAUAGCGCCGUCGGGGGAGUCGUUCUCCUUAUGUUUUCAGCACAACUGAUUGAUAGCUGCAAGCUUUUGUAGUACAGAUAGCCUGGGUACGUUCCUUAAGUAGAAUUCCUUGUAAAAACAAUCGCACGAAAAACCUAAAAUAGUCUAUCUGUGACUGUUUCUACGCAGAUGCGUACACACGCUAUCUAUGCUGCGAAAACGUGCAGUAUUAUCAACCAGUCGUGCCGAAAGAAAAAACGAACGAUCUCUCGGUCUGGGCCAUGACACCGUCCAACAGUGUUGGGCUUCCUCCUUGGGACGGAGCCAUGUGCUAACAGGGUUAGAGUAUAGGCGAGAUCCUUAUACAAGACCUAUUUAAAAUUUGUUUGAUGAUGCUAAUUAAUACUCUGAACUUACAAAAGACUCUAGUUUGGGCCAUAUGAACGUACAGCGACUUUUUACAUUCCCUCAUUUUUCAACUGCAUUCUCCAAAAAGUGGUGUCGAACAUUGUGAGUCAACUUCUGGCUAGGGGUUACUGCACGAAAAACAAGCUGCUGGAGUCAAAACACCUCAAACUUCCACAGCGUUGUGUUAAAAAUAAUUCAACUUUAAAGAACAGUUGUAUGAACAAAUCAAAGGCACCUCCACGGACUCCCUUAUCAGGCUCGAUGCUUAAGCUGGUCAUUCAACAGACAGGACGCUUGACGUUCACCAAUUUCUAACUGAACUUCUACGCUCGUUAUUUUGACGAAACCUUCGCCGUACUCAAAACAUACUACACUGAGCACUCCAUAAAUUGCCGAACUCGAUUGGCCAAAACAUUCAGUUCGCGGUGGAAAGGAGAACAAACACACGAGACGUCAUUCUGGGACGGUGCGCAACUAUGGAACUGCUAUUUACCGUAUUCACAUAGCUUCUAACACUAGGUCAAUACUUCAGACAACCAGUAGCUACCUUUUGUCGCAAAAAGUGACAAACGUGCAGCGGAAGCCAGUAGGAAUGACGGUAGCUCCACAACGCAGCUCAUUAGGCGGAACACAGCCAACAAUUUCAAGUUUUACGAGGCCGCGAUUCGCGCAAGAGGUGACAACCGCGUGAGCUGCGUGCCUCUUGAGUCAUGGUUCUUAGAUCCGCAGUCAAUUAACAAGCGCAAUGAACUGCCUGGACAAAAUACUCGCCCGCGCGGAAGUUUUCGCACGACAGACAGUACCGAUGGCAGCGAGCCAGAUUUUCUAGUUGUCGCCACGCCAAGAAUCAAUAACGCUGGUGAAAUCACGGACAUUACCGACUCGGGUGCGAACCAACAAGGAAUCAGUACAUCAAAACAACCCUCCAACAAUAAACGCGAGGGUUGUUAAUUAGUGUAAGCAUGUGGCUGUCCGGCAACUUCCUUCUAUAAAUACUGCGCACCUUAUGAUUUCAUUAUCCAUUUCUGCCACUGUCUCUGGUAAUGGGUUCGAGUAGCGGUUGGAAUCAUCAAGCCAAUAAGCAUUUUGUUUCAUUUAUCGCAUCAUCAUCAUCAUCAUCAUCAUCAUCAUCAUCAUCAUCAUCAUCAUCAUCAUCAUCAUCAUCAUCAUCAGCAGCAGCAGCAGCAGCAGCAGCAGCAGCAUCAUCAUCAUCAUCAGCAGCAGCAGCAUCAUCAUCAUCAUCGCCACCACCACCAUCACCACCAUCAUCAUCAUCAUCACCGUCACAAUUAUUUUCAUCAUUACUAUCAUCUUCCGAAAAAAACAUGGUUGUCUUCACAUUCUUUUGAAAGUAGUUUAAACUUAUUACAGUUAUAAUGACUAAAGGAGUAUAACUUCGUUACUUCUUCUGGGUUAUCGGAUAGCCGAGCUAUUUUAUCGAGCAAAGCGCAUUUUAAUCUAAUUAGGGACAGCCUUAUGAGAAGCAAAUUGAAAUCCGUGGGACAAUUUUUGCAUCAGAGGAAGUUUUGAUGCUAUCUUCACUGUCACAAUCCCUCGGAGUGGACGUGGAGCAUAAACGAUGGACCACAAUUCAUCGACGUGGGAUGCUAUCUAUGGGCCCCGUGUCGUUUACGGAAACCUCUGAGCCGAUUAUUAAACUUUGUUGCGGUGGUGGGGUUGUAACUGCAUGGGCAAAGCGAAUGGAAAUUGCAUAUCUGCCAACAGAAACGCAGCUUGACAACACGGAUACCAGGCUCUAGCUCUUAAAUGGCAGUGCACAUCGGGAAAACCGCUUUCUGAAACUUGCGGUUUUGCUUACAUCAACAAACUGGCCACAAUUCUAAUUCAUGGAACCACAAUCCUAGACCGAGUAAGUCCAAACGUGUAACGGCCCAAACAGGGUGAGGGGUUUUUAAAUUUUGACCGUAGCAGCAGGCGUUUUGACCAAAAAAGUCAAACUUCCAUAUAAUUUGCCAAGCAAAGAUCAAGCCCAGAUGGCGCGCUGAACUUAAGAAAAUCAAACAGAGCCUGGAAACGAGCCCAAAUGACAAGAAAACAGUGAUUCAAUAAACCAAAUAAACCCCCAGAGAGACAAAAACACCCUUUAUUGAGCCAAUGAUUAGCUACGCAGGCAUUUCUCAAACCUGCCAACAUCCACAAGAGGGCCGAGGAAUCGGAGAAGUCAAAAUCGGCCAGUCCAAGACCGACUAGCUUGUCAACUCAUCCCACUUUCUGUCUGAUUCUGUUGACAAAAUGCUUUGUGAAUGGAAAGUCAGCCAAGUGGCCCGAAACUAUCACGGCAUGACAAAGCUGUUUCGGUGAGCCAUUACUCCUUCUCAACUUGUCAACACGGAGAUUUCAAAUUUGCCUAUAUGAUGACCGGAUGUGUCAGAAUUUGCGCAUCUUUUAACAAUAAGGAAAGUUUCGUUUUCAUGUGUCAUCAUGAGGAAGCCCUAUUUGUCAGUCGCUUUAGAAACGGUGACCUUUCGCUGGAAAUCUCCGUCAGUACCCUUAGCCAUUUACGGUGACUACUCGUGUCGCAGAACAUGCACGAUACACUGAUUGUUGAAAUUCACAGUGUACAGUUGGCAUUUUACCAUUUCCCAUUGACUAGGUUCUAUUAUUCUGUAUACGUUAAUAGAGACUUCAUUUACAAUAGUUCCAGAUCUGAAAAAUUAUUUAAAUCUCGAACCACAAUACAACUAUUUACAGUGACCAAGCAACCGCGCGCUUCCUAUGCAAUCUUUAGGCGAAUAUGUGCUUUCUAUAUUUAUCAAAACCAUCUAUGUAUACAUACCUGUGUGCAGGAUUUAACACGAAGACGUGAUUAUGUAUCAGAGAACUAAAUAGUCAUACUACGAUUUAACGUAGGCCAUACUCAAUCGUGGGGCAAGGGCUACCCAUAUGUCCUCACACAGUGUUUCGAGAGUGGGAAGCCAACCGGUGAAUUUGGACCGGUCGAUCCGUCAAAGAAUUCAACCUUUGACUUCAUGAGAGCCCUAUUCGGUGAGGUAACGAAGACGUUUCCUGAGAACUACCUCCAUCUUGGCGGAGACGAGGUUGAUUUCACCUGCUGGCAAGUUCCUGUUCGGUAUUUAUUUUAUAGACAGGCAGUCAAAUCCAGACAUUACAAAGUUUAUGGAGCAAAUGCACUUUGGUAAGGACUACAAGAAGCUGGAAAGUUACUAUAUUUCUCGACUACUCACAAGUCUUCAACGUCUGCCGGGAUCGGAAGAGACAGUGAGGCCCGUAGUAUGGCAGGAAGUGUUUGACAAUGCACCAGACGUAAGCUGUCAUGUGUCCUGAAAAGUUGGCUUACUUUUUUAUAGCUCUCUGGGAAUGUGACAGUUCAUGUUUGGAUCAGGACUAACUGGGAUGCCGAACUUAGAAGGAUUACCGCGGCUGGUCACGAGGCUAUUUUCUCCGCUUGUUGGUAUCUUAACAUAAUAGGCUAUGGUGAAGACUGGCCGCAAUACUACACCUGCGAUCCGGGGACGUUUACAGGUAAAUUUAAAACGGAUAAUUCCAAACGUUAAAAAAUCCAAAAGAGAACAUAAAAUUAGAUAUCAUUGGGAGGAUUGCAAUGCACUUCCUCUUAAAACACCUUAAACGUUUCAUUAUGACAUCGUUGAAAGUUUCCACUGUUUGACUAAGAAAAUGUUACAAGGAUUGCGACUAACAGCAUUAAUUAGGGAGAGAGAUUGUCUUUAAUUUCGGCCUAUUGGACUUCCUUUUUGACAAAUUCUAGUCAGAAGACCACCAGGCGAGCAUACGCGUGCUUUCGAUAAAUUCACAUCAGGCCAGUACAUUUGUAUGGGAACGAGGUAUAAAGUAAAACGUGUGAGCGAUAAGAGAAAUCGAUUACGGUUCAUCUUUUCAUACGAGUGUGAAUGGAGGAGGGGAGGAGGCACUAAGUACCAUUGAGGGCUAGGUAGAGCCAUGACACACGGGGAGGGGGUGAACAGGGGGACGGAGACCUGCAUACAGUGAAUUGAUCUUUUGCCACGAUAGACGCGGGGCAAGUAAGAGGGUCCGCUGCGCGCACGGGACCGGUCUCCGCAGCCUGAUGGCAGUCGCUUCAGCUGUUGCCAGAACGCGCUGACCCAGUUGCCUAGGUCAGUUAGGUGAGACAUACGAAAGGCUUCGUUGGGCACCACAUGAUGUCCACAAUCAACCAUGUGUGCGAGGGUGGAGCUGUGUACGGUCUUAAUUCCCAGUGCGAGGGUAGAUCUGUGCGUGCUCCUAAUUUCACCUUUCCCAGGCAUGCCGGCAGGUGUUCUCUUAUUCUCGUGCAUGGGCGCCGACUCGUACGACCAAUGUGGCCUGCUUCACAGGAGCAAGUAAAGGAGUAAAUACAUAUAGCUCAUGAAAUGUCAACCGAAAUUCUGAAAUGCGUUUCCAAUUCAAAAAUAUUAAUUAAGUAAGAUUCCAAAACUAAUGACCAUGUAGCUUCAUUAUGUAAUAAUUCAUCAGCCUCAGGAUGCCGGCUUUCGAACGAACUUCUUUCCGGUUGCAUGCAAAAACUAUACUCUGUAAAAAAUGACUACUUAAUUAUCACAGACUUUUCUCAUUAAUUUCCCAUGCCCUCAAAAAAUAAAUUAUAUUUCAUUGAAACAUUCAUAAUAAUAUUUACCCUUCUACUCAUUCGGUAGGCAAUUACGUCUUUUUCAAAUUUUAUACUCAAAGGGGGGUAUAAUUCGGUUUUAAAAAUCUUUUCCAAUUCCCGAAUAAUUUUGAACCCGACCUGCCGUUGCACGUGCAUUCAGGAUUUCCAAAAUACAAGCCGCAUAUUUUCUUCGCGUAUGGAAAACCAUACAUUUCUCUAAGGUAUUAAGAGGAGACCAUAUAGGGUUCAUAAACGUUAACAGUGGAUUUUUGCCAUAUAAUUGAUUUUACAAGCAACAUUUGUAAAUGCAGAGACGACAUUUUAUGAACAGCCAUUUCAAAGUAUUAAAAAAUCUCCCAAAUAAAAGCUUUUUAAAAUCGAACUUCCCCUUUCUUAAUUAAAUUUUUAAGGGCAUCUAAAAUCAAUGAGAAAAAUGCAUGCUACUCACGUAGUCAUUUUUAACGGAGUAUAGUUUUUUCAUGCAACCGGGAAGAAGUUCGUUCGAAAGCCGGCAUCCUGAGAUAAAUGAAUUAUUAUAGAAUUACGCUGCACGAAGUUUUGCAACCCUACUUAAUUAAUCUUUUUGAAAUGGAAACGCAUUUCGGAAUUUCGGUGGACAUUUCAUGAAUUAGCCCACCUACUGUAGCCUCUCCUUACCGUGCAUAGCGGGGUUGGUCGAGGGUAAUACCCGAACUCUUGCUGCCACGAAGGUCCGUGAAACGAUUUGAUCAAGUUGUCUUCUCAGCAGUUCACUCGCUUUGUCCUCUCGAAAGGGGACUUUAAGGAAUAGAGUUUUCUGCCAUCGGUGUUACGAGUUUUGCCAGUUGUUCGGCAAGUUUUCUCACAAUAAAUCUGUCAGGAUACCCGUUCUCGCGAAGCAGGUCCUGGACUCUUCGAAGUUCUUCAUCAAUGCUAUCUGCCGAACAGAUUUUUCUAGCCCUUUGCGCCAAACAAUGGACCAGAGUACGUUUCUGUUGAAAGGGUACGAAACUGCAGAAGAUCGUAUGUUGCCAGACCAGGCGUCUUUUCGAUAGACGCUUUUUCAAUUACUGUCGUUAACUGAUCUGCUUAGAAGGACGUCUGGGAAAGGCAAGGAGCCUGACGUCUACGCCACAUCGUUCCCCAAUAAUGGUUUGGAUACUCAUUCCUCUCAUUACAGUCCCCAAUAAAAUUGGCCGGUUUUUUCGCCUCCACAAGCUUGGUGUUAAAAUUUCGGUACACAUUGAGUGCUUUUAACACCGCGGGCCAGUACAUUUAUAUGGGGACCGGGUACAAUCAGAUUGGAAAGUAGCCGGGUGAGCAGCUCUGGCGAACUAAUCGUCCCAGUACACUCCGAUCUGCUUGUCAAAGUAUUUUCACAUAGUUUCGAGGAGUGUGCCUAUACUGCCAAGAAACUAACAAGAAAAUGGUAUUUUAAUUGAAAACCUAAUACCAUUCUAUAUUUGUCCCGUACAAUGUUUCAGCCCGUUGUAUCUGUCUGUAUUCAGCUCAACAUGCCUUCCUUUUGUCGGGACUAAGACGGUAACGGACAUGUUUGUAACUUUGCAAUAAGGAUCAUGUGUCAGACGACAACUUUAUCAGAGGAUGAAAGUUUUUGGAAGUCACCAGGUUUUUUGUUGGAAGUUAUGGAAUCCGUGAGUCCUGUUCAAAGUCCCCUGGAAGAUUUGAACGAAAGCACACGGUGUUUUUAUUUUGUGAUUGAUACCUUCCUCCGGUGUACCGGCACGAAUGGCACUAAAACCAGAGUCGUACAUGAUCGUAAUCCUAAUUUCCAGGUCGGUUGUCCCCGUUAACGUGUCCUGUUGUUCACAUUAAUUACUGAUUCAAAUUUCAGUUAAAACUCUUGCCGCAUAGAAGUCAAGAAUAUAAUGGUUACGCCGACUAUGCUGACCUGCGCUUAAUCUGUACUCACUAUAUACGUGAGGAAAAUACAGUUAGCUUUCCUUCGCAUCCCAAGACCGAGGCUUCUGCGUGCAAAAUAACUGCUGUUAUUGUGUCUUCUCCCUGUUUUCAGAAGACAAGAAGCAGCAAGCACUCCUUAAGGGCGGUGGCGCAACAAUGUGGUCUGAAUAUGUUGACGACACGAAUUUGAUUUCUCGUUCAUGGUAAGCGGUUUUUCCAGAUAAGUCUCAGGUCAAUAAAAUUUCAAACCAAAGAAAAGGCCUUUUCGGAGGUUAUUGCAUGUCAGUAAGACGACUCUUUAGAUUUAUUUUGAAAAGGAUUCCUCUGUAUGCCUCCACAGUUUUGCGCCUUUGGUUGCUCUUCCUUGCGUACUUUAGUUUGGAUAUUUUCAAGGUCAGUCUUUAGUAUAUUUAUGGGUUCCUUCCUGCUUCCUUUACAGGCCAAGAGGAGCGGCGGUAGCAGAACGACUCUGGAGUCCGCAGUCGGUCAAUAAUGUGCUGGAGUUCCGUCCCCGACUGGAGGAAAUACGCUGCCGAUAUCGACAGUAAGUUUAAAAAGAUAUGUUUAACCUACUUCAUAGCACACAUUGAUGUAUAUCUGCACAACAUAAGACAGUUACUAUAACAAAUUUUCCUUAUCCUAUCUGAUUGAAUAUUAUAACCUUUUAGGCGGGGUAUCGAAGCCGAACCGGCAGUUGGGCCUGGAUACUGUUUCGUCUAUUGA